Musa acuminata subsp. malaccensis (wild Malaysian banana) is the source of this 2549-nucleotide messenger RNA. RefSeq names its product TOM1-like protein 9. The record is from RefSeq and is a predicted model, not a curated record. Gene Ontology annotation, biological process: protein transport to vacuole involved in ubiquitin-dependent protein catabolic process via the multivesicular body sorting pathway. Gene Ontology annotation, molecular function: ubiquitin binding; phosphatidylinositol binding. NCBI's taxonomy places the organism in Eukaryota, Viridiplantae, Streptophyta, Magnoliopsida, Zingiberales, Musaceae.
CCGCUCGCCUAACGUCAACCCGAGCGUUUAUACGUGUGAUUUCUCUUUGAUUCAUCCGUCCGCCUUCCGCCGGGGUAGAUUUUUAAGAAGCAGGGAAGAGAAAACACGACCGACUCCUCUCUCUCUCUCUCUCUCUCUCUCUCUCUCUCAUACACACACACACAGAUAAGCGGACGCGAAUUCGAGUUGGGCGCACGCGCUUUUCCUCCAUUAGGGAUUCCCUUUCUUCGCCGACCGUCCAGCUUCGAUCUCCCGUGGAGGAGGGCUACCUGUUGUUGCAUUCUCUGGAAUUGGAUCGGAGCUCCCCCGAGGGAUCCCAUCUUGUUAGGGUUCCGUGCUCGCGGCGAUGGCGGGCGCGCUGGUGGAACGUGCCACAAGCAGCAUGCUGAUUGGUCCCGACUGGGCCAUGAACGUCGAGAUCUGUGAUAUCCUCAAUCGCGACCCGGGGCAAGCUAAAGAUGUUGUUAGAGCCCUCAAAAAACGUAUUGGGCAUAAAAGCCCGAAGGUUCAGCUUCUUGCACUUUCACUAUUGGAAACAAUGAUAAAAAAUUGUGGGGAAAUAGUUCAUAUGCAUGUUGCUGAGAAAGAUAUGUUACACAAGAUGGUCAAGAUUGUAAAGAAGAAGCAACCUGAUUCUCACGUUAAGGAAAAGAUACUUACAUUAAUGGAUACAUGGCAAGAAGCUUUUGGUGGUCCACAGGCAAGAUAUCCUCAAUACCAUGCAGCAUAUCAGGAACUGUUGAGAGCUGGAGCUGUAUUUCCUCAGAGAUCUGAGAGGUCUGCACCUGUAUUUACGCCACAAACACGGCCUCUGGAAUCUUAUCCUCCGUCAGUGCGAAGUCCUGAUUAUCAAAAUGAAGCACCUGAAUCUUCAAUAGCAUCUGAUUUUCCUGCUUUGAGUCUCACAGAGAUUCAGAAUGCCAGUGGUCUCGUGGAUGUUCUUGCAGAGAUGUUGAAUGCCGUAGACCCUGGAAACAGGGAGGGGCUCAAAGAGGAAGUAAUUGUUGACCUUGUCAGUCAAUGUCGUACUUAUAAACAAAGAGUGGUGGAUCUUGUUAACACAACCUCAGAUGAGGAACUUCUUAGCCAAGGACUUGCUCUGAAUGAUAAUUUGCAGAAAGUACUAGCAAAGCAUGAUGCUAUUGCUGCAGGAAUUGCUGUUCAUGUUAAGAAAGAAAAAUUUCUUCAGGCACUUGUAGAUGUUGAUGAUUCUUCAACUAGCAAAGAGCAAGAUCAGAGGUUGUCAGCUACAAGCACAAGCUCAACAGACCAGCCCCCUCUUCAGCAACUAUUGCUGCCCGCACCACCUGUAUCUGAUGGUUCAGCAAAGUCUUCAACAAUAAUUCAUGCUAAUAUGGACCUUCUCAGUGGCGAGGAUUUUAAUAAACCUUCAAAGGAGAAUUUAUUAGCUCUUGUUCCUGUUGGUGAACGAAAUACCAAUUCUGCCUCUGAUCAGAACAUGUUAGCACUUGCAGACAUGUUUUAUCCAGACAAUGCUAACAGUAACAGCAGAGGUCCUGCAAAUGCUUUUGAUGCGGAUUCUACAUUUGCAACACAACAAACAUAUGCCACUGGAACGAACCCUCAGCUGCCCCAGCAGACACAACAGCUUGCUCGUUUUAAUGAUGGAGGCAGCCCAAGCUCAGGGGCACCUCAAUUUGGGCAGGCAAGCCAUGACACUGCAGUGCAUCUAAACCAGGCAAGCACUGCAUGGAAUGGUCAACUCGCUUCAACAUACAAUCCACAGCAGCAGGCACUCAGUUAUGGUCCAAAUGAUCAAGAUGGAGCUCUUCCCCCACCGCCUUGGGAGGCGGAAGCUGUCCAGCAUGAAUCGCCUGGUUUUCAGCCUCAACCACAUCAAACUGGGCAGCUUAGUGGUAUGCACUCCUUUCCAGCACAAACCAGCCAGCAUGCAGACAUGCCACCCCAUCCUAUGGCAGGUGGUCAGCUGGGAGGCAUGCAUUCACAACAUAUAUUGGGUGCCCAGCCUACAGGGCUGCAACCUCAACUAAUGCAGAGCAAUCAGUUUGUAGGCAUGCAUCCUCAAAUGCAGAACAGCCACAUGCCAUCUACAUUUCCACAGCAUAUGCUUGGAGGGCAUGUGGUAGGUGUGGGUCAACAGGCCAUGCAGGGGGUUCAGCUGACAGCCUAUGGAUACGGGCAACAACCGGGUGCCCAAUUCUACGAUCCAGCGAGACCUGCAUACCCUUAUUCUACUCCAAAUGAGCUUGCACAGAGAAUGUAUGGCCUUUCUAUGCAAGACAAUAGCACAUAUGCGAGUCAGUCCUCUUCCUAUCAGAUGCCUACCUCCUCCUCAUCCUAUCUGCAGCAACCGAACAAAGUGCCAAAGCCUGAGGAUAAGCUUUUUGGCGAUCUUGUUAACAUCGCCAAAACAAAGCAAAAUAAACCUACUGCUGGUUAAGUUUGAGAGCAAGUGAACUCGGUGCGAGGAACUAUUCUUCAUAUGUAUUUUUUGAUUUGUUAUUGUUGGUUUCUGUUGCUUCCCUUGUAUUUUCUCUUUCUGCCUCCUUGUUUGUAUUUUUCCCUUU